Penicillium bovifimosum is the source of this 1614-nucleotide messenger RNA. RefSeq names its product Zn(II)2Cys6 transcription factor. The transcript has 2 exons. Gene Ontology annotation, molecular function: DNA-binding transcription factor activity, RNA polymerase II-specific; zinc ion binding. Bases 1 to 1614 code for a protein of 537 amino acids. The record is from RefSeq and is a predicted model, not a curated record. Lineage: Eukaryota; Fungi; Ascomycota; Eurotiomycetes; Eurotiales; Aspergillaceae. Gene Ontology annotation, biological process: regulation of DNA-templated transcription.
AUGGUGGGAGUUCCACAUAGUACAGGCUGCGCCCUGUGUCGCGAGCGACGUAUCAAGUGCGAUGAGGCAGUGCCAGAGUGUAGCCAAUGCCGAAGAUAUGGUCGUGCCUGUCCGGGGUACAGACGGACCUUCCGCUUCCAAGAUGAAGGUCCUAAUCUCGCGCGUCGACAUCGUUCUGCGCGGCAGAAGGGGAGAGACGUCUCAGCUGGACCAUCUGCAUCGGCAUUGCCCACCGCCCCGUCUACGGCUGUUGCUACAGACUCGACUACAGGUUCAAGCCAAAGUGAGCCGCCUGCCGCACGCGAUGACUCCACCGCCGCUGCGGCUGUAGUACGCAGCAAUGCCAUUGCCCUAAUGCACCAACACUCUGCAUCAGGCGUCUGGGAUGAAAAACUGUCCCCGUCUUUGGUUCGCAAAUCCCUGCGCGCAGCUCAGCCGCAACUAUUUCUCAACUUCAUCAGCACCUCAUUUCCAACACUAUACUACCAUAACCGGUUCCGAUCUGGCGGUGCACCUGGGUUUGCAGAGCAUAUCGUCAUGAGCUUCGGGCAGGAUACCUAUCUCGAUUCCGCAGUUUGCUGUCUGGGGUCUUUUUAUCUAGCAUAUCUAACCAACGACCAAGCACUCUACAAAGCCAGUCGACAGAUGUACUCGCAAUCACUGAGAGAGGUCAUCCGCGCCAUAUCCAAAGUCGAACAUGCGAAGUCCGACAGCAUGCUUUGCACGGCUAUCAUCCUCAGCGUCUUUGAGAUGUACGCACAGACUACACCGGACGCCUGGGUCGCGCAUUCUGACGGCGCGAAGCGGCUGAUGAUAAGCCGGGGUCCGGAGGCACACGAGUCUGGGUUCGGGAGGUAUUGUUGGAUUGCUUUUCGUGGCUUUCUGAUUGCUACAGCCGUCUACACGGGUCAACCCUGUUUUCUGGAUGAGGAAGGGUGGCAAGCCCUGGCGACGAAAGUGAGGACUGAGGAUUGUCAGAAGUCUGGCGAGUGGUCUGCUUACGGGGAAAUAUCGGACCUUGUCUUCAUGGAGAUUGUCAAAUGUCCGCGGUACAUCAGCGAGACCCGUGACCUCCUUUCUGUGGCAGAACCAGACUCUCAGGCUGUGAUAGCCCUUCUCGGACGUAUACAGGACACUUUCAGUCGGCUGCGCUCGCUCGUCGUCGAGCUUCGGUCUUGUAUCACCGCCCACAGUGAGCGUCAGCAGGGUAUUGUCCAGCGUCCCGGGUCCUUCGUUGGCCCUGAGCCAGAGUCCUUCCCCGACACCGGCCCAUCUUUGCUUCUCAGCGGUGCCGAAAGCAUGCUGCAAACAUUAGAGCAGUUGUCCAGCCGUCUCCAGGGUCUAUUUCAAGUCACCGAACCCUCUUCUGAAUCACAUAUCGACAUCCCACCAAGCACUGGUGGUGGAAUCGGAGAGAUUUCCAGUUCAUCUUCAACUGCUGUUACCGAAAGCUUAUCCCUCCCAUUCCGCAUUCACUCAGAGCUUGGACAGGGCCCGAAACGGACUUCUGAUCCGCAUGAUCCUCGUGCGGUUAUCUGGCUGGAUCGAAUCGCGUCGUCGAUGGGUGUCAUCGGCGCAAAGGUCCUCCCAGCCGAUAAUUCUGCUUCCGUAUGA